AUGCCAAGAGAUCGAAUCCCAGUACAAAUUGUCACCCUCCCAGAUGACCCGACCAGACCACUACCGGGAAACCCAUCCGAGUACCGAAAGGUCGGAAAGAUCGGAGAUGGCUCCUAUGGAAAUGUCACAAAGGCGAUGAACAUCAAUAAUGGUCAAUACUAUGCGAUCAAAACGCACAAGAACCUGAAUUCAUACAGUGGCGAUCAGAUCCGAUACAGACUGAUGAACGAAAUCACCUUUCUCUCAUCGGCUCACCUUUUGGGAAACCUUGAUUCGCCCUAUGUAGUCGAACUGCUCGACUGGUUCCAGAGCAAAGAUAAGAACUACAGCAUGGUAAUGGAUUACCAUCAGAUGGACCUCCACAAGCUCAUGGUUAGCCAGGAUCUGACGCGAUCUCAGAUCAAGUUGAUCCUCGCCGAGCUUGUUCUUGCGAUCGAAGCUUGCCACUCCCGAGGAGUACUCCACAACGAUAUCAAACCUGAAAACGUCCUUGUAACCAGCGAUGGGCACAUGGUCCUCACUGAUUUCGGAAUUGCCGAGUUGCUCCUUCCAGGCGAGAAAACUUUCGGACGAUACGGUACUCCUCUUUACAUGGCGCCCGAAAGUCUGCAAAUCAAAGGACACGACUUCCAAGCAGACUGGUGGUCCCUCGGCGUUAUGGCCUUCGAGCUUCUCGCUGGAUACGUUCCUUACGAGGGUCGAACUUCCUCCGAUCUUACCCGCGAACAAAAGAAGACUCUUGUCUACCCUGCAAGCAUGGACAAAGUCUCCAAGGACUUCACCCAAAGCCUCCUCAAACGAAACCCCAAAAAUCGACUCUCAAACGAUAUUGAACGCUUCAAAUCUCAUCCCUUCUUUUCUGGAAUCGACUGGGAAGCCCUCGCACUUGGCGAGGUGCGAAGCAGCCUUUGUAAAUUCUGCACCGAUGAAGAAAUAAGCAUCGAUCAGCGAAAGCGCAAAGAGCCCGUCCACAUGCCUUUCGAAGAAGACCCCGAAACCUUUGAAUACAAUGAAAUCGGAAUCGAUCAACCAACUAAUGUGACGGAAGAAUUCGUUCUCGUUCUAUCUGACCUCGCCGGCUCUUCCCCUUCCAACAACGAAAUUACAAUCCCCAUUGAACAGCCAAGACCUCAAUCUGUCGGAUCAUACGAAAUCUACCACAAUCGGACGGAAAGAACUCACCAAGUUAUCCGCCCAAGAUCAUCAACCAUCAACGAAUUUUCGCCUUAUCCCUCGGUCAAUGACAACAGCUCCAGAAAACAACGAAGAGGAGGAAAUCAGUCCCCCGGAGUUUAUAAUGGUCGUAGAAUGACAUACGCAGAACUGAUUGUCGAAGCAAUCAAAUCUUCAAAGGAUUCUAGGAUGACACUUCGUCAGAUUUACCACUGGAUGAGCCGAAAUGUCCGAGAAUUCGGUCCUAACGGUGGUCCGGGCUGUCCCAGUACUAACUCGUGGAAAAACUCCAUCCGUCACAAUCUAUCACUUCACGAAAUGUUCAAGCGCGUUCCGAACCACACUCGAGGAGAAAGUGCUUUCUGGGUUAUUGAUACGACUCCAUCAAACAAUAACGAUAUUUAUUAUAAACAAGAUAAUAACCAAACAUGGCCUCAUGUUCGACCAGAACUCUUUCGACCCUCUCUUACCUGCCCUCCAAAUGUACGACUUGAAGCAAACUAUCAAGUUCCAAACUUCGACAAAAUCCGACAAUCCGCAACAAACUCGUUCUGCCAAGAUUUGAUCAUUUGCGAAAAAUUCCCUGAGCUUGCUCGAAUCAUCUUUCCAAAGAAAGAGCCAAAAGUCGAACCAAUUAUUCGCCUCCCUUCGAUCUCUUUGGACAAUAUUCCAGAUAGCCACAGUGAUAACGAGCUCUUUUCCGCAAUGUUCUCAAAACCACCUUCUGAAAAUGAUUUUUCAUCCUGCGCCAGUCCUUCUAACUCAGAAAUCUUUGAUAGUCCCCAUCCCUCCCCUUCCACUGCUGACGAAGGUUUCGAUAGCAUUUCAACCUUGGAUAACUUUGAGCUCGACGACAUUUGCAUGGAGAGCGAUGUCAAUACAAUUUUCAACAUGUAA
Molecule: messenger RNA, 2070 nt
Organism: Oikopleura dioica
Lineage: Eukaryota; Metazoa; Chordata; Appendicularia; Copelata; Oikopleuridae
Source: the annotation of a GenBank genome assembly